This is a messenger RNA of Eurytemora carolleeae, 1222 nucleotides long. Its product is annotated as zinc finger protein 12. NCBI's taxonomy places the organism in Eukaryota, Metazoa, Arthropoda, Copepoda, Calanoida, Temoridae. The record is from RefSeq and is a predicted model, not a curated record. Bases 161 to 1207 code for a protein of 348 amino acids. The transcript has 6 exons.
ACCCUUAUUCUUUUGAAAACAUUGUCUUUCCGCCAACAGAAUGAAGAUAUUGCAUCAAGAAGACGAGAUGUUUUCUGUCAGAAAUAUUUUUUUGUUCAUUUAUGGUUUGUAAUAAUAUCCUAUAAAGUGCAAAUAAUGAUAUAUUUUAUUUUUCAGAAGAAUGGUCGACAUACUUGAACCUGGUAAUGUUGAUAAAGAUAUAUUUGAUGUGAAGGAUAAGGUGGAGAAGUACAGAUAUCUGUGGAACCUAUUUCAAGAGUUUGAGAACUUUGCCUUUAACGAGGCGAUGAGCUCCUUCAGUCAGCAUGUUGCAGAGUGGAAGAGAAGGCGGGAAGAACUUGAUGAUCUGGGUAUCCACUAUGAUAACCGCGUGCUAGCGUUCAAAUUACUGAAAAGCUUAAACCUGAGCACUGAAGCACUGCUAGCUGUGUUUGCUGGGCUGAAGCUGGAUAGUCAGGAUUUGUUACAACUCACUCUAGAUUGUCUCACUGGUAUUGUGGGGGGCAAAAAUUCAUUGAAAACCUUUCCAUAUAAAUUGACGAUGGAAGAAACACAAUUUGAAGGGGAGAACCUUGAUCAUGAUGUAUUGAUGGAUCCGCUUUCAGAUAAUGAAAAUGAACAUCCCAUCAAAGAGGAAGUGAAUAUCGAGGAGAAUGAUGAAGAAUUCAAAACAAGAAUUGGCUCAGAAUCUGCUUGUAAUAUCUGCCCCAAGAAGUUUGACUCUAACGACGAUUUGACGAAUCACAUGAAAACUGCACACAAGAAACUGAACAAAUGUGUUACAUGUCAUGAAACGUUUUAUAAAGCUGCAGAUCUUUAUAAUCAUUUGAAAACUCAUUCAAAAAAAGGAUCCGUGCCGUAUGAUUUCGCGAGGAAAAAAGAUCUUCCUUCUGUAUUCCAAUGUGAACACUGUGGAGACAAUCUAAAGGACCGGAAGGCCUACACUAGCCACGUCAAGAAACAUACUGGGUUCAAGUGUGUUGAUUGCAGCAAAUAUUUCGGCUCACAGGAACAACUGGAUACACACAUAGAGAAUCAUAAGAAGUACCCAUGUGAUCAGUGUGACAAAGUAUUUAUGACAUUUGGUAAAUACAAAUGCCACAUUGAGACAGAGAGUCACGGGGCUAAGAAGAACUAUGGUGAGUUUUAUAUUAGUUUUUUCAUCAUCUCUAGAGUUAUAAUUUUUAGAAUUUUAAAAGUUGUUUAAUCAAUUUUGUUCGCU